GUUUAUGAAUGUAUCUUGUUCAGAGCCCAUCACAGUGGACGGUUGAUCGAACGGACGAGGGAAGACAACGUCGUCUUAACCACCAAGUGAAAUCGAUGGCAGAUGGAGUGAGGCGCGCAUUAUUCUCAAUUAUUUGAUGCUGCGAGUUGGAGUCGGUGUGGGUGUGAAGUGGCUACACUGUUUGUUUGAAUUGGUGUUCCCCGUUGCCGUCUUUGCCCAUUGUCUUCAUUGCUUGCCCUGAGUCUACAUUGCUGUAUUGUGUGUUGUUUCUGCUUUAUGUUUGCUGACCUAACCGUGCUAUGCACUGCGAUUGUCGCUGUCGAGACCACUGAUGUGUGAGAAUUCCAGCAAUUUCGAGUCAACCGAUGCCUGGUUUGCUGCUGCGAAACUAGCCAUGACUUCCCCGUAUGACUCUCUUGGAGGUGACGAGGAUGCGGUCCGAGAGGAGCUUAGGGUUACAAUACUCGAACUUCUAGGAAAGAGGGCACCAGCUGCCACCAUAUGCCCUUCGGAAGCUCCCAGAGCGCUGCAUCCUGAAAAUUGGAGGGACCUUAUGGACAUCACCAGAGAGGUAGCACGUCAACUAGCUUUGAGCGGUCGCAUCGAGAUCACACAGAAAGGGAGAGUAAUACAUCCUGAAGACCCACUGCGAGGACCCAUUAGAUUGCGGUUGGCAAGCGGCAAGCCGCCGUCCGCAUCCAAGUAGUUGUCUACAACAAAGUUGCAUUUUGACGAAAAGAGACGAGGAAUAAAUUUUCACGCUGCCAAUGUUAACCGUUACUGUCCAGCUUGGCCGUGUAAACUCGAAAUGACCAGUGAACAAGUACAUUGCAGUGAGGACAUGGCUAUCCUCAUCUCCUUCACAUUAGCAAAGCAUGAAUUGUUUUUUUUUUUUUUUUUUUUCUUCUAAUGUAAUAUCAGCAAGAGCAGCAUUAACUUGCAUUCUUGCAGCCCUGCAUAUCAAACCAAAUUCGGUAAUGAUAUCUUACUUGCUAGCUUAACUUGGAUAUCUCCUCUGUAGGAAUUCUCGAGGGUUCUUAGGUGGACAAAUUGAAGAGUCACGUCUUCGUAGUCUUUGUGAUGUGUAAUCAAGCGUCCUGUGACUUUUCAGGUUUCAGUUUUUUCCCUUUCCUCAAAUAGGUUAACAAUCAAUAUGUUUUUUUGUCACCUCCUCAACUCACACGUGAUUAACGAAAUGAUUUACUUGGA
Molecule: messenger RNA, 1209 nt
Organism: Physcomitrium patens
Lineage: Eukaryota; Viridiplantae; Streptophyta; Bryopsida; Funariales; Funariaceae
Source: RefSeq, a predicted model, not a curated record